Molecule: messenger RNA, 2335 nt
Organism: Phyllostomus discolor (pale spear-nosed bat)
Lineage: Eukaryota; Metazoa; Chordata; Mammalia; Chiroptera; Phyllostomidae
Product: zinc finger protein 260-like
Exons: 5
Coding region: 334-2073 (579 amino acids)
Biological process (GO): regulation of DNA-templated transcription
Source: RefSeq, a predicted model, not a curated record
CUGCUGACCUAAGGAGCAUGCGCAGUAUCUUCCUGACGCAAAAGCGGCUGGGAAUAGAAAUGUUCACUUGGUCCUUCCAAGUUUUGGUUUUUCAGGUUGAAAUUUGAGUUUUCAGUCCUCCUUCCUAUGCCCGUGAAGCCUGAACGUUACUAUAGACCUUGAAUCCCUGCUCCCGAGCUUCCUACAGAGGUUCUUCUGCCUCUGACUGUAGUAGAAGAAGAAUAAGGGGCUGUGCUGAGGCCUUUGAAGGUACAUCCUCAAAAUGCAGAUGUGACUCCUGAGCAUAUCAUCCCAGGAUAAAAGAGCCCACAGCAGGAGCAGGACCAGGAGGACAUGGCUGCUUCUCAAGUAAACAAUGUGUCCUGGGGAUCGUUGACCUUCAGAGAUGUGGCCGUAGAUUUCUCUCAGGAAGAGUUGGAGUUCCUGGACCCAGCUCAGUGGAAAUUGUACACAGAUGUGAUGUUGGAGAACUACAGGAACCUAGUCUCCCUGGAUCUGUCAGCUUUGUCAUCUGAAGACUAUCAGGCCUUGCUGCAAAAGCCAGGAAUAGAAGAUUUAAUCUCUGAAGUAAUACUGAGUCCGUAUAAUGAAGACGGAAGUUAUCAAUGCCAUGAAGAUUGGAAAAUUUUUAACCACAAGUCAAAUCUUAAACAUCAGAAUACUCAUCUUCAUACAGAGAACCAUAAUGAAGAUGGUAAACAUCAGAGUACUCAUCUACCAGAGAACCAUUAUGAAGAUGGAAUCAUCUUUGACCAAAUGUCAAAUCACAUUAUACAUCAGGUUAUUCCUAUUGUGGAGAAGACAAAUAAACAAAAUAAAUGUGUCAAAUUACAAAAGGAAUCUUCAAAUAGUACUGAACAAAAGAAUAUUGCUAUUGGGGGGGAUGUUUACAAAUGCUUGCUAUGUGAGAAAGUCUUCAGUAAAAUCUUUAAUUUAAAUAGAGUUAAGAAAAUCUGUUCUGGUGAAAAACAUAAAUGGAAAGAAUAUGGUAAAACAUAUACUUGGCCUUCAGGUCUUAUACUACGUCAAAAAAUAUGUACUGGAGAGAAGCCUUAUAAAUGUAGAGAAUGUGGUAAAGCCUUUAGCCGUUCCUCAAACCUUAUUGAACAUCAGAACCUUCAUACUGGAGAGAAACCUUAUAAAUGUAGAGAAUGUGGUAAAGCCUUUUGCCACUCUUCAAACCUUAGUCAGCAUCAUAAAAUUCAUACUGGACAAAAGCCUUAUAAAUGUAGAGAAUGUGGCAAAGCCUUUAGGCACUCUUCAUCCCUUACUCAACAUCGGAAUAUUCAUACUGGAGAGAAGCCUUAUAAAUGUAGAGAAUGUGGUAAAGCCUUUAGCCGCUCCUCAAGCCUUAUUCAACAUCGAAACCUUCAUACUGGAGAGAAGCCUUAUAAAUGUAGAGAAUGUGGUAAAGCUUUUUGCCACUCUUCAAACCUUACUCAACAUCAGAAAAUCCAUACUGGAGAGAAGCCUUAUAAAUGCACAGAAUGUGGUAAAGCCUUCAUCCAAUCCUCAAAUCUUACUCUACAUCUGAAAAUUCAUACUGGAGAGAAGCCUUAUGAAUGCAGAGAAUGUGGUAAAGCCUUUAGCCAGUCCUCCACCCUUACUAAUCAUCAGAAGAUUCAUACUGGAGAGAAGCCUUAUAAAUGUAUAGAAUGUGGCAAAGCCUUUAGGUGUUCUUCAUCCCUUACUCGACAUCAGCCAAUUCAUACUGGAGAGAAGCCUUUUAAAUGUACAGAAUGUGGCAAAGCCUUUAACCAGUUUUCAAAUUUUAAUCAACAUCUGAAAAUUCAUUCUGGAGAACAACCUUAUAUAUGUAGAGAAUGUGGUAAAGCCUUUUGUCAGUCCUCAAAGCUUACUUAUCAUCAGAAAAUUCAUACUGGAGAGAAGACUUAUAAGUGCACAGAAUGUGGUAAAGCCUUUAGGGAAUCCUCAAACCUUACUCAGCAUCAGAGAAUUCAUACUGGCGAAAAGCCAUAUGCAUGUAGAGACUGUGGUAAAGCCUUUAGGUAUUCCUCAUCCUUCAGUAAACAUCAGAAAAUUCAUGCUAGAGAGAAGCUUUAUAAAAUGUAGAGAAUGUGGUAAAACCUUUAUUCAGUCCUCAGCUCUUAGUCAACAUCAUAGAAUUCAUACUGGUAGAAGAUCCUUAUAUAUGUAGAGGAUGUGGUAAAGCCUUCAUCUACUCCUCUACCCUUAUUAAACCUCAAGAGAAUUCAUAGUGGAGACAAGUCAUGUGAAUAUGGCAAAGCUGUUAAGCAGUCACCAUCCCUUUCUGAUCAUCAGAGUAAUCAUACUUGAGAGAGGUCAUAUAAAUGUUGCAAAGCUUUUAGUUUUU